Adineta ricciae is the source of this 1059-nucleotide messenger RNA. NCBI's taxonomy places the organism in Eukaryota, Metazoa, Rotifera, Eurotatoria, Adinetida, Adinetidae. The record is from the annotation of a GenBank genome assembly.
AUGGAUAAGAAAAACGACAAACAUGGUGAAAAUAAAGAGGAAAAUUUCCUUGUGAAAACAGCUUAUACUAUUCGAGCAAAAUUACGUUUAACACGAAAGAAAAGAGAGAGAGAUGAUAAAUCCAAGUCAACAUCAAUUGACAAAACUGACUCCGCUACAUCAUCCGCUGACGAAGUUGAUCCAUCGAAAUCAACACUAAGUACAUUUUCUCCUUCAGGUAAUCAAAACAAUAAUACAUGUGAUAUAGACAAGGAUAAGAAUCCAGCGGCAAAAGAUUCAGUCGCAAAGGCGGUGAACAAGAAGCCACCAACUGCGGACAAAGCGACGUCAGAAUUGAAGAAUCACGAUACAGUCCAUCUUUCAUUUUAUGGAAUCCAAACUGUUGGUGAUUUACUCGAUCGAAUCGAUGAAGACAAUACACCAAGACCUCGGCCGCCUCCUUCUUCUGCCGAUCUGGAUAAAAAACAACCGAACAAAUCCGAAGGCAGCAGCACAGAAAAACGUCCGGCGGAAGCAAGCGAUCAAGAAGGCAAAGAAAACGACGAACCAAUACGUAUCGAUUACAAUGAAAUACACACUAUCGAAGAUUUACUUGCUCGAGUCUACAAGCAGCCAGGCAGUCGAAAAGUUAUUCUAGAAAAUGCGCCUGACGACGAUGAAUCAGUUCUUAUUGAAAAGAAAACCAGUUCAACUGAACCUGCCAAUCCACCAACAACAUCAAACGACAAUGAUGAGUCUUCCGGUCCGCCAAAAAGUAUUUUGAAAACAAGUCAAGAUCCGUCAUCAUUAGACACGUCGACGAAAGUGUCCUCAUUUCAAGAUGAUCAAAUUCAUGUGAAUAUUGAAGGUGUACAAAGUGUCAACGAGCUUUUAGAUCGCGUCGACGAAGCUGUUCAAAGUGUCCCAGUCGUACUCAAAAAAACAAGUACGCAAGGAAAACCAGAAUCAUCAUUACCUGACGAAAAACAACAAAAUGAAACAACGGCCAUCGAACCAAACCCGCCUUUGUCUACAAAUGAUGAGAACGAAAGUUCAAGUGAGAAAACAAAUACUUUCUAA